UGAAAAACGGUUAAUUCAAAUUCAAUCAGAAUAAAACUGUUAAAAAAACAGUUAAAAACCACGAUAUGAGUUCGUUGUUAGGGUCUUCAGCUGCUGCCACGUCAUCGCCAUGGAUUCCGAUUCGCAAACCUUCGUUUCUCACAUCAACAACAACACCACCACCACCAGCUCCUUCCAAAUUCUUCAAAUUCCAUUCCUUUUCUCCUUCUUCGUCUUCCUGCUUUCGCGUUGUUUGUAGCAGUGGCGGAACCGAGGGAUCAUCGAGAUCGAGCUCCGAUGCGGCGGCGCGUGAGUUCAAGUUCGUGCUCCACGACGCUCUGGAAUCUUCUGGAAUCCACACCUCUCAUGCCAGAGAAGGAAGGGAGGGUUUCUGUGCGCAGAUCCGGAAAUUGUCUGGCAUUGAGAGGGAAACCAGCAUUAGCAUCAAUAGUCGUGUUGAUUUGGGGAAAACGGCUCUUUAUAUAGCGGCAGAGGAUGAUUCUCUUGUUUCUCACUCUUCAGUUCCUCUCCCUGUAGAUGCUUUCAUUGAAAGAUUGGAUGAUCUUUCCGUAGGCUACUGCUCUCACUAUAACUCCUCUUAUAGUUCAUCGCCAGAGAAGUUUUUGGAGAGCAUAGAGAGAUAUCUGUAUGGCAGAAGGGGUUUUCGAAGAACUCAUUCAAGAAAUCAAUCAGAGCCACGAGCUCUUUAUCUUCACUCAGUUUUGACCCAUCGUUCAGGCUCCAUCGCCAUGCUUUCGCUUAUAUACUCGGAACUCCUGAAAAUGCUUCGCAUGUGGGGCCUUGUGGAUUUUGAUGUGGAGAUAUUCUUUCCUCAUGAUCUUCAUAGUCUACCAAGAGGCUAUGAUAAACAAAAAAGCAAGGAGUCAGAUCAGCCACAUAUAAUUACAUCGCAAACGCUAUUGCUGGAGAUUUUGAGAAAUCUGAAGAAUGCUUUCUGGCCAUUUCAACAUGAUCAUACCAGAAGUUUAUUCUUAUGGGCAGCACAUGCCGCUAACUGCAUUGAUAAAUCAAAUAUUGCAGAAGAAAGUGGCUUUCAGCUUGCAUCUGCUAAGGCUGCUCAACAUAGGCUCGAACGUGGUGUUUGGACCAGUGUACGUUUUGGGGACAUGAGGCGCGCAUUAUCUGCAUGUGAACGGCUUAUCCUUCUGGAUACUGAUGCAAAGGAAUUAAGAGAUUAUAGCAUUCUUCUCUACCAUUGUGGAUUCUUUGAGGAAUCACUCCAGUAUCUAAAGUUGUAUCAGGACACCAAGGAUUCUUCCUUAAAAAGCCAAUCAGCUGAUUCACUCAGCAGCCUAGAGGAAGAUGCUGUGGAGAAAUUGAUGAUACGCCUCAACCUCAUUUUGAUGGAGGAAGGUUGGAGUAAGCCCUCGCAUGUUAGAAAUUAUAUUGGUAAUAACUCGGAACCAUGGUAGUGUCUCUUGUAUAUUGUCUGACAGCCCUAAGAAACCUGAUCUGAAUUUGGUUCUUAUAAAAUUGGGUAGAGUCGUAGUUUAUACAACUUAAAUCUUUCACAGUA
This is a messenger RNA of Quercus lobata, 1516 nucleotides long. RefSeq names its product transglutaminase family protein. The coding region runs from base 66 to 1412 and encodes 448 amino acids. Lineage: Eukaryota; Viridiplantae; Streptophyta; Magnoliopsida; Fagales; Fagaceae. The record is from RefSeq and is a predicted model, not a curated record. The transcript has 8 exons.